AUGAAGUACACAUGGAGAGUAGCAAUGGAAACUAUGAGAAUAACUCCUCCUGUUUUUGGUGGCUUCAGGAAGGCAUUGAAAGACAUUGAUUUUGAUGGCUUUCUCAUCCCCAAAGGGUGGCAAAUAUUCUGGGCUACUUCUAUGACACACAUGGACAAGAGCGUUUUCCCAGAGCCAUCAAAGUUUGAUCCAACUAGGUUCGAGAACCAAGCAUCAGUUCCACCCUACAACUUCAUUCCAUUCGGAGCGGGGCAUCGAGUAUGUCCAGGAUACGAGUUUGCCAGGAUUGAAAUACUUGUUGUAAUUCAUUAUAUGGUAACUCAGUUCACAUGGAAGCUCUGUGCAGACAACAAAUUCAGUAGGGAUCCCAUGCCUGUACCUACUCAAGGACUGCCCUUAGAAAUCAGGCCAAGGAAACCUUGUUAA
This is a messenger RNA of Prunus armeniaca (apricot), 426 nucleotides long. The record is from the annotation of a GenBank genome assembly. Lineage: Eukaryota; Viridiplantae; Streptophyta; Magnoliopsida; Rosales; Rosaceae.